Messenger RNA from Triticum aestivum (bread wheat), 3248 nucleotides. RefSeq names its product BEL1-like homeodomain protein 7. The transcript is spliced from 6 exons. Gene Ontology annotation, biological process: regulation of DNA-templated transcription. Gene Ontology annotation, molecular function: DNA binding. The record is from RefSeq and is a predicted model, not a curated record. Lineage: Eukaryota; Viridiplantae; Streptophyta; Magnoliopsida; Poales; Poaceae. The coding region runs from base 985 to 2904 and encodes 639 amino acids.
GGGAAUUGGGUUGUCUGAUCUGAGUGGGUGCAACUGCAACCGCAACCGCAACCGCAAUCGAUCUUUUUUCUUUAUUUUUCUUUCUUUCUGUGUGGUGCUGCUGCUAUCAGCUCCAAUGAUUGGUUGGUGAGCUUUUCUUGGCUUUUGAGUGCGGCGAUAGGUAUGUGGCUAGCUGGUCUCUCUGAAUUGCGAGGGCUUCUUCUUGGUGUUUCUGUCCGGGUUCUUCAGUUCAGGAGCUGGGAGAGAUUGGGAGCCCUGGCUGUGGAUUUUAGUGCAGCCUGGAGUUUGUUUUCUUGAGGAACUGAAGGUAUUGGGGGGUUUUGGCCGCAAGUUCUUGGUUCCCCUGUUUUUGUUGCCUGAAGAAAUUAUCCCCUCUUCACCUCUUUGCUACCAGUGGAGCUGGCUUUGGAGCUUGGUUACAGUGGGAAUUCCUUCCAUCUUUGCUUGCUGAUCCUUGAAUCUUUGUUUCAUUGGAUGCCUUGAUGAAACCCAUGCUAGUAAAAUCCCUGCUCUUAUUUUCUUCUCUUGUUUUGCUGUAUCUUGUAGUGCAGCAUUUAUCUGUGCAAGGGAACUCUGAGCUCUUGUCAUCAGAAUUUUAAGCUAUUAUAUUCAUCUUUUGCGUGUGACAACUGACAACAAGGCUGUGCCUUGGACAUUGCUCCUGGUUCACCACUCCCACCUCUUUCAUAUCAUCAAAAACUACUUAAAAAUCCGAGCUGCAAACAACUGGGAAAAGGAGUUUCUAUCUAGCCAGCCAUCUGAUGCCAUUUCACUCAUCUCUUCUUGCAGAAUCAUCCCGAAUCAUCGGUGCACGCCCGUAUCUUCGGUGGUUGCUGCUGAGCUGGUGAAGGAGCCCCGAGGAGUCCUGCGCACGCCUCAGCCGUCAAUAAUUGAUCAGACAAGGCAGGUCAAUUAGAAUCGUGAUUGAGUUGACUUCACAAGUGGCAUGCAGUUGCUUCAUAAGUGAGCAGUCAAAGUUGUGACAUGUCUAAUUAUUACUCGAGCCCGGGUGACGAAAGGGACCCGCAAACCAUGUACUCACCAGACACGGGAAACGCAUCAUAUCCCGUGCCGUCAGCCCUGGGGAUCUUGCUCUAUUCAAACAAUGCAUCUUCUGGACCAUAUACGGAAUUCAGUGGCAUUAUCCAGCCCCAGCAGAAUUUCAUGGAGCUGCAUGGCCAUCCUUCAGAACAUUCAUCAUCAAGGGAACCUCCUAACAUGGUCACCUCGCUUACAGAGCAAAGCUCCUUUGCUCCUGUCAAAGAUAUGAGGAAUGAGAUGUUAAUGCAUUUCAUGGAUGGUGCACAGAGUGGUGCUGGUGGUGGUGAUCUCAUCCACAAUGAUGCCCAUAGCAGUGCACAGCUUGAUUUCGGCUUGUUGAACAACCCCAGUUCGGCGAGUGUUCCAUCGGCACCAGGCCAAGGAUUGUCCCUGAGCCUCAACACGCAUAUCCUGGCACCUUCAUACCCAUACUGGUCCCCAAAGCCAGACUUGCUGACAACCCAAUCUUACCAGGGCGAUGAAAACAGAAUGAAGAAUAUGCAGUCGGAGGCCUCACGGGCAAUCAGGAAUUCGAAGUAUCUAAAGGCAGCACAAGAAUUGCUUGAUGAGAUUGUCAGUGUUUGGAAGAGUAUAAAGCAGAACGCGCAGAAAGACAAGGUUGAAGCAGGAAAAAUGGAUGGCAAAGAUGCCGAUGAGGUGUUGAAAAGUGAGGGGGUAUCUUCCAAUCCACAGGAGUCUACUGCCAAUGCGGAACCUGAGAUUUCUGCAGCUGAGAAACAAGAGCUCCAGAAUAAGAUGGCGAAACUUUUGGCCAUGCUGGAUGAGGUUGACCGAAAGUACAAGCAUUAUUUCCAUCAAAUGCAAAUUGUAGUGUCGUCUUUCGAUAUGAUUGCUGGGUCUGGAGCUGCCAAACCUUAUACUGCAGUUGCCCUUCAGACAAUAUCGCGGCACUUCCGAUGUCUGAAGGAUGCUAUCAACGACCAGGUUAAUGUUAUCCGAAAGAAACUGGGAGAGGAGGAUAGUUCAUCGGGCAGAGAGGGCAAGUUAACUCGCCUCCGUUACAUUGAUCAGCAGUUAAGGCAACAACGAGCUUUCCAACAGUAUGGUAUGUUACCGCAAAAUGCCUGGAGGCCACAGAGGGGACUGCCUGAAAACUCAGUUUCAAUUCUUCGUGCUUGGCUGUUUGAACACUUCCUUCACCCGUAUCCAAAAGAUUCAGAAAAGCUAAUGCUAGCGAGGCAAACUGGUUUAACAAGAAGUCAGAUUUCGAACUGGUUCAUCAAUGCCCGUGUCCGCCUAUGGAAACCGAUGAUCGAAGACAUGUAUAAAGAAGAGACCGGGGAGGCAGAGCUCGACUCAAACUCCUCCUCGGACAACUUACCAAGAAGCAAGGACAAAAUGGCGUCUUGUGAAGACAAGGAAGAUCUGAAAUGCUCCAUGAGCCAGGGCCAGGCUUACCAAACAAGUGAGUUCAAAGCCAACAUGGAGAUGGCGGGUCUCACCGGAGCGCCGCCCAGCUUCCACAGCGAGGCAAACUCCGACGACGGCUUCAUGAACCUGCUGCUGAAGGACCAAAGACCGGGCGAGGCGGACGGCGGUCUCCUCCAUGGCGACGAGAGCGCGCGGUUCAUGGCCUACCAUUUGGCGGAGCUCGGGGGAUACCAGAACAGCAACGUGUCGUUGACGCUAGGACUGCAGCACGCCGAGAACAGCCUCUCAGCUCCGAACGCUCACCGGCCAGGGUUCACGGCCGGCGGAGGGGAAGAGGAUAUCUACAACACCACCGGGGCUCAUCCCGGCGGUGGCGACGCCGUGGCCUCUUCGGACUACGAGCCGACGAACCAGCUGGAUCAACGGCAGCAGUUCGAGCCGUCGCCCCUGCUGCACGAUUUCGUGGCCUGAAUGAACUGAAACGCUCGCCGGUGAACAUUGGAGGGAGAUGAUGAUUAUUUUGUAAUUUGUAGGGCCAUGGUAAUAACGUGCCUGGAGAAGCAUGGAAAUUGUAGCUGUAGUUGCAUUUGGUAUAGAAGAGAGAGGGGGUAUAGCAUGAAAUGUAUUAUAAAUUUGUGGGGGUGGGGGUGGGGGUGGGGUAAAUAAUUUUUGUAAAGAUGAAUGGGAAUGGGUUAUACGUGUAAAAGGUUAUGACGGGAGACGCACCAUCCUGUAAAGAAGUUACGGUAACGAAUACUUCUGGACAGUUAUCUAUCGGGCAUAUGAGAGGUAAUAUCACCGGUGGUGCUUGAACU